GUCCACGGACUGGGGUCACCUUCUGUAGCCUGCUGCUCACUGCUAAGAUAGGUUUCUCUGCUGCAGAUGCAGUGACCGGUCUGAAGCUGGUUGAGGCAGGUGUUCCUAAAGAGCAGCUGGCAUUACUGGCAGUCCCCAUGGUUCCACUGCAGAUACUACUACCUCUCAUCAUCAGUAAAUACACCGCGGGACCACGACCACUAGACGUUUUCUACAAGGCCUUUCCCUUCAGGUUGUUGAUAGGUCUGGGGUAUGCUGUGUUGGUGUGGUGGACUCCCAGUUUAAAGCAGGAAGGGGGAUUCCCUCUCUACUACUAUACUAUAGUCCUGUUCAGCUACGCACUGCAUCAGGUGGCGCUGUACAGCAUGUAUGUGGCCUGUAUGGCUUUCCAUGCUAAAGUGAGUGACCCAGUGAUCGGUGGGACCUACAUGACCCUGCUGAACACGGUCACCAACCUAGGGGGCAAUUGGCCCUCCACCCUGGCAUUGUGGAUGGUCGACCCACUCACCUCUAAGGAGUGCCAGGGAGCCAUCGGACAGAGCUGUGGCUCCUCAGAGGAGGCUGGGCUGUGUGUAAAGGAGGGCGGUGUGUGUGUGACGUCGUUGGAUGGUUACUAUGUGGAGUCGGUGGUGUGUGCGUUGAUAGGACUAACGUGGUGGGUGUGGCUAGGGAAGAGGAUGAGAAGGCUACAGGACCAGAGCCCUGCAGCUUGGAGGUGCAGGAUCGGCCAAUGA
Molecule: messenger RNA, 734 nt
Organism: Oncorhynchus gorbuscha (pink salmon)
Lineage: Eukaryota; Metazoa; Chordata; Actinopteri; Salmoniformes; Salmonidae
Product: acetyl-coenzyme A transporter 1-like
Exons: 5
Cellular component (GO): membrane
Molecular function (GO): acetyl-CoA transmembrane transporter activity
Source: RefSeq, a predicted model, not a curated record